Peromyscus eremicus (cactus mouse) is the source of this 712-nucleotide messenger RNA. It is a transcript of the gene Spink6, whose product is annotated as serine peptidase inhibitor Kazal type 6. The transcript has 6 exons. The coding region runs from base 206 to 523 and encodes 105 amino acids. The record is from RefSeq and is a predicted model, not a curated record. Gene Ontology annotation, molecular function: protein binding; serine-type endopeptidase inhibitor activity. Lineage: Eukaryota; Metazoa; Chordata; Mammalia; Rodentia; Cricetidae.
GCCUGAGAUAGUCAGAGCCCUCAGUUUGAAAGACUGGACAGAGAGUUUGAAAGGUUAUCAGACUCUUCGUUUAUUCACCAACUUCACACAUCUAUCCUGCUGCGUAGAACCCCGCUGGAUCUGGACUUUGGUUUCUUGGGAAGUGUCUUGACAGAGAACCUAAGCUGAGCAAAGCAGCCUUGAUCUGAGUGAGCUAACUGACGCCAUGAAAACAGCAGGUGUCUUUCUGCUCCUCUCUCUGGCUCUUCUCUGCUUUUUCUCAGGUGCCUUUGGUCAAGGAGGGAAGGACAAAAGAGGCUGGAUCACAAAAUCAGAGGGCCGAUUGCCAGGGAAAGGUGUGUUGAGGCAUCGUCUCUUUCAAAUUAAUUGUGGUGAGUUCAGAGACCCCAAGACCUUCUGCACUCGGGAAUCUGACCCACUCUGUGGCUCUGAUGGCCAGACAUAUGGAAAUAAAUGUGCCUUCUGCAAGGCAAUGGUGAAAAGUUCUGGGAAGAUCAACCUGAAACAUCAUGGGAAAUGCUGAAUUAGAGCUGGAGUUUUGUGGCAGCUUGCCUAUCCUCUCUCCCUUGACGUCUGCUUUUACUUUUCUCUGGCAAAUCCCAUAAAUUCAUAAAAAAAAAAAAUUAAACAACUUUUUCUCUGUGUGGGUCUUAUGUAGGUCAAUAGGUCUAUUGCCUUUAAUUUUUCAAUAAAGUAAAUUCUGCAGAACUGA